ACGCAAACGCCUAUAUAAUACAGCGGCAUCCGGGCGAGACAGCGCUACUUCCUCGUGCGGCAAAGGAAGCAGCAAGCGUUGCAUACAUCCGUUCAAGAGCCAGUGAGGCAGCGUGGCCGACAUCAAUGAGCGCCCUUUCAAAACGGUGACGCCCUCCUCAACGAACACGCGCGGCAAACGUGCGUGCGACUUGACAAGACUCUCGAUUCGUGUGCACGAUCGUCUACAGAAGGCGCGAAAGAUAGUCCUCACCGUUCGAAGAUGGCGUUCCUGAUCGCGUUCACUUCUGUCGUGGUUGUCAGCCUUGUAUCGAGUGCACCUGUCGAAAACAAUGCCACAGUGGUUCCUGAUAACGGCGAAGACACAGCAAGCACAGAAGCAACGAGCGAUCUACCCGAAGUAACGACAGCUACCGAUUUACCCGAAGUCCCGAUGUUCAGAAUAGACAACAGGAGUGACAAGGAAAAGUUUCUCGAAGCAGUGAGAAGUGCGAGAAAACUGUGGAACGGCGACUACAUGUAUCAGCGGGACAUUCGCAUAACCAGGGCACAGCUGGCUCGAAUCUACGGCGUGGACACCUCGAAGGACGAGACAUUCUACGCGUGGCCCAACGCUACGGUGCCAUUCUCGAUCGGAAAAAAAGUUCACGACUUUGCGCGAGAGAUUCGUGACGCCAUGCGACAGUGGGAACAAGAGACCUGCGUCCGCUUUGUCGAGAUGACAGAGAACACCGGCGACACGGACCACGUUCGCUUCGUACAGUCUCGUUGGGCUUACUCCUACCUCGGGAAGCAAGGAGGGGCACAGAAGCUUGGAAUACCUAGCAAGUUUUUUCCCGACACGGUGAGUUCAACGUUCGACGUAGUUACGUUCUUCUGCGCACUGCCAAGGCGAUGUGUCUAUGCCAGAGUAAUGCUUACUUUCACAGACUCCUUCUUUAUCUUUUAGAAAGUGUGUAUAUAA
Molecule: messenger RNA, 963 nt
Organism: Rhipicephalus sanguineus (brown dog tick)
Lineage: Eukaryota; Metazoa; Arthropoda; Arachnida; Ixodida; Ixodidae
Product: zinc metalloproteinase nas-37
Exons: 6
Coding region: 262-948 (228 amino acids)
Biological process (GO): proteolysis
Molecular function (GO): metalloendopeptidase activity
Source: RefSeq, a predicted model, not a curated record